AUGUCACCAUCACCAUUAUCGUUACCGCCACCGCCACCGCCGUUAGCGGCAGUUGAUACCCGCUCAUUUUUUAAACUUCAUUGGACGUGCUUCAGAGUGCUCGGUAUUAACGCGCCCUCGUCUAACACCUACUACUCGGUGCUGCUGCAAGUACUCGUCACCCUCUGCUAUCCAUUUCAUCUCGCCUUGGCGCUCUUCAGCAGCCCUGAUGCCUCGAUCAAUAUUCAGAAUCUCACCGUGUGUGUCACCUGUGUGGCCUGCAGCAUGAAAUUUGUCUUCUACGCCACGAGAUUGUCGCGCAUACGUGAGCUGGAGUCCAUCAUUGCCGCAUUGGAUGCACGUGCCCGGAGUCUGUGUGAGCGUCGUUACUUCGUACAGUUACGUAAGGAAUUGCGUCGCAUUACCAUCUGCUUUCUCUGUAUUUAUACCGUUGUGGGCGUGACGGCGGAGCUGAUGUUUAUUUUUCAUAAUGAGCGUAAUUUGUUGUAUCCGGCUUGGUUUCCGUUCGAUUGGCGUGCCAGCAAUUUGAAGUUCUAUGCAGCGCAUUCUUAUCAAAUCGUCGGCAUCUCCUACCAAUUGCUGCAGAAUUUCGUUAACGAUUGCUUUCCGACUAUGGCUUUGGCGCUGUUGUCGGCGCACAUCAAAUUGCUGGGUAUUAGAGUUUCGCAAAUUGGCCACGAGACGGCGAGUCUCGGGGCGAAUGAGGCGGAGUUGUUGCAUUGCAUCAAAGAUCAAGAACAGCUCUACAACGUGCUCAACAUCAUUCAAAAUAUCAUCUCGCUGCCGAUGUUUCUGCAAUUCACCGUUACUGCUAUCAACUUAUGUCUAGGAAUGGCCGCAUUACUAUACUUUGUGGAUGCACCUUUCGAUCGCUUGUACUAUUUGGCAUAUUUGCUGGCGUUGCCGUUGCAAAUCUUUCCCAUCUGUUACUAUGGCACAACAUUUCAAUUACUUUUCGAUAAGCUGCACGUCGAGAUGUUCGCCAGCAACUGGGUGGAGCAGACACACAAAUUUCGCAAGCAUAUGAUACUCUUUUGCGAACGCUCGUUGAUGAGUCAAACAGCCAUGGCCGGCGGUAUUGUACGCAUUCACUUGGAUACUUUCAUUUCGACCUGCAAAGCAGCUUACUCUCUGUUGGCUGUCAUAAUGAAGAUGAAUGAAUGAAUACAGAUGCAAGUAACUGGUUAUCGGAAUUUCUGCAUAUGAGCUUGUAUUUAUUUUCACCUUCUACUAUUUAUACAUGCAUAUGCACCAGAUGUAUUGCACACGUAGUCCGAUAGCAUUGAAACACAAUACAAUAAAUUUAUGAAAGAGGAA
This is a messenger RNA of Zeugodacus cucurbitae (melon fly), 1317 nucleotides long. Its product is annotated as odorant receptor 59a-like. Gene Ontology annotation, molecular function: olfactory receptor activity; odorant binding. Gene Ontology annotation, cellular component: plasma membrane. The transcript is spliced from 2 exons. NCBI's taxonomy places the organism in Eukaryota, Metazoa, Arthropoda, Insecta, Diptera, Tephritidae. Gene Ontology annotation, biological process: detection of chemical stimulus involved in sensory perception of smell; sensory perception of smell. Bases 1 to 1164 code for a protein of 387 amino acids. The record is from RefSeq and is a predicted model, not a curated record.